This is a messenger RNA of Metarhizium album ARSEF 1941, 360 nucleotides long. Its product is annotated as Aminotransferase class-III. The transcript has a single exon. The coding region runs from base 1 to 360 and encodes 119 amino acids. Gene Ontology annotation, cellular component: mitochondrion. The record is from RefSeq and is a predicted model, not a curated record. Gene Ontology annotation, molecular function: pyridoxal phosphate binding; transaminase activity. NCBI's taxonomy places the organism in Eukaryota, Fungi, Ascomycota, Sordariomycetes, Hypocreales, Clavicipitaceae.
AUGAUCACCAGCAACUCUCCGGAGAACUCUCCUCAACAAGAGGUGCCACCAACAUUGUACCAAAACAUCGAUGAGAAAGAGCUAGUGGCCAAGUCUAAGAAACACCUCAUUGAGUAUGGCAUCAAGUUCGAACCCGACAUCAUCACCGGCUCUCAGGGCUUAUACAUCUACACGGCGUCGGGCCGCAAGGUGUUGGACUGGACCUCGGGACAAAUGUCUUGCCUCCUCGGCCAUGGGCAUCCCGAGAUUGUCAAAGUCAUUACCGAACACGCAAGCCAGCUUGACCACCUCUUCUCUGGCAUGAUAUCUCCUCCAGUAGUCUCCCUUGCGGAUCGACUUUGCAGCGCUCUUCCAGCCUGA